AUGGGGCUGGUUCAUCAUACGGUCAAGGAAUUCUUGACGCAGAAAGAGGAAGCAGAACUUUUCAUCGAUUCGUCUAAAGCGAAUGAGGAGAUUUUUACCAGGUGCUUGGCGGUGUUGAGGGAGUCAGGAGUCAGAAUUCGGAUCAAAAGUCAGGGAUGUGCGGGGUUCCUGCGGUACGCCUGUCUUUCCUGGUCAACACAUCUGUCCCGGGUAGAAAGCCUUGGUCGACAGCCUCUACGUGACCUGUCAUCUUUCUUUCAAAGCCAUGCUAUUCUUGCAUGGAUAGACGCAAUUGGGAUCUGUGGAAACCUACGUGCCUUAACGCAAGCUUCCAAGCAUCUGACAGGGCUUCUCGAAAGACAGCGUACGCGAGAUGCAGAGCAGAACCCGAUAACACUACCUUUAAUGAAGAUGGCAAUCAUUGCCUCAUGGGCGAUAGAACUGAUCAGAAUUGUCGGAAAGUUGGGCCACCACAUCGUUCGGCACUCCAGUGCUGUACACAGCCUCAUCCCAGCAUUUUGCCCGUCCCUGUCCAUAAUGGCCAAGCAGUGUGCACCGAAAGGCCCGUCCGCGAUGAGCAUUACUGGAAUCACAAACCCUGGAUGGGACGACUCUUCAGCAAAGUUCACCGUCGGUUCUGGCACACAUCCGACAGAGAUUGCCUGCCUCGACGGUCAUUUCGCAAUUUUGACCUCCGAGGAUGUUGUCAAUCCAUGGAUCUUUAUCAUGUCACGGAGAUUUGGCCACGAAUAUUUCAUCAUUGCGGUGAAGUCCAACCAGGACGGCGAUAAGGUUGCGACCUGUGGAUCGCAAACCAUCAAGGUCUGGUGUGUAGCAACUGCGGGGGUAUUACACAAGCUGCCCAACCCACUCAACCUGAGGGCGAUGGAGAUAUGCUUCUCGAAGCAUUCCACGAGAGUUUUAAUCUGCUGCGAUGAUUCUAGCAUUCGUUCUUAG
Messenger RNA from Colletotrichum gloeosporioides, 957 nucleotides. RefSeq lists its product as uncharacterized. Bases 1 to 957 code for a protein of 318 amino acids. Lineage: Eukaryota; Fungi; Ascomycota; Sordariomycetes; Glomerellales; Glomerellaceae. The record is from RefSeq and is a predicted model, not a curated record. The transcript has 2 exons. Gene Ontology annotation, molecular function: protein binding.